AUGAAGUUCAUUGAUCCAGACUCUCUUCCUUCUCUGCAGUAUCUCACAAAAGCUUAUCAAUCUUCUUCAACUCUCAAUCCAGCGUUUAUUGAUUGGGAACAACAAGAUCAGUUACUUUACACUUGGCUUCAUUCUUCAAUGACUAAAACCAUCCUGACAAGAAUUCAGCUCAAGAAUUUCAAGAAAGGCUCCUUGACAAUUCAUGAUUAUUUGCUUCGUCUCAAGACCAAACUUGGAUCAGUGGGUCAUCCAGUCACUUCGAAAGAACACAUUGUUGCCAUUUUCAAAGGUCUUCCUCCUGACUAUGAUCUCUUCAUCAUCUCCGUCAACUCUCGUUCUCAACCAUACACUGUGGCUGAGAUCGAAUCUUUGUUACUCGCCCAAGAAAGUCAACUUGAGAAGCACCAAAAUGAAUUGGAUUCAUCUGUUGUUGUUGCUAAUUUGACCUAUUCUUCUGGUUUUAAAAAACGAGGUGCCUUGUCCAGUAAUAAUCGGUCUACUACUGCCUCACUUUUUGUCAGACCCAGUUGGAACCCAUAUGCUACAUGUGUUAGACCACGCUUCAACAGUUCCCAAACCAUCAUGCAUGGUCCCUCUUCCGCUAUCAGCUCUUUUUCAGCACAAAGUAGUGGCCAGCCAAGUGGGUGUCCUACAUGCCAGCUAUGCCUACGUCCUGGUCAUGUAGCUUCCAAAUGUUACCAAUGUUUCAAUCAAGAGUUUCCAGGGUAUGGUGCUUCUCCUCUGGACAAGUCUGCUUCACAACACAUUGCCUUGAUUUCUUUGGAUGCCAUGUAA
This is a messenger RNA of Humulus lupulus (European hop), 795 nucleotides long. RefSeq lists its product as uncharacterized. Lineage: Eukaryota; Viridiplantae; Streptophyta; Magnoliopsida; Rosales; Cannabaceae. The record is from RefSeq and is a predicted model, not a curated record. Bases 1 to 795 code for a protein of 264 amino acids. The transcript has 2 exons.